CGGAGAGCCACGCCAUUAGAGGCGAGCCUGGCUGUCAUCCGGGGGUUUGGCUCCUUCGCGGACGACUAAACUCGCCUGGCUGCUGUUUCCCGUCGUGCUGCGUAUACGUGUUGCUAGGAUGCGAGGCUGUGCCGGCUAGUAAAGGGACGAAGUGUGACUGAGAGGGACUCCACUACACAUCUGCCACAAUCCUUUGGUUUGCCAGUUGCAAAUACAACAAUAGAAAGAUGGGAAACAGUGCCUUAAAAGCACAUUUGGAGACAGCCCAAAAAACAGGAGUAUUCCAAUUAACUGGAAAAGGCCUUUCUGAGUUUCCUGAAGAUCUGCAGAAGUUCGCAAGUAAUCUCAGAACGAUAGAUUUGUCCAACAAUAAGCUUGAAUCACUCCCACCUUUUAUAGGAAAGUUUUCUGUAUUGAAAAGUCUUGCUUUAAAUCACAACAGACUGACUAUAUUACCUGAGGAACUCUGCAAGCUGAAAAAGCUGGAAAGUCUGCAUCUGAACAAUAACCAAUUGACACGUUUACCUAGCAGCUUUGGACAACUUGCAGCGCUAAAGACUCUGAGCCUUUCCGGAAACAAGUUUCAAACUAUACCUGUUCAGCUAUGCAGUCUUCUUCAUAUAGAUGUGGUGGAUCUUUCCAGAAAUCAGAUCCAGAGUAUUCCAGAUACAAUAGGAGAGCUACAGGCCAUUGAACUUAACUUAAAUCAGAAUCAGAUUUCCCAGAUCUCCUCCCAGAUCUCUCGUUGUCCACGCCUCAAAGUUCUGCGCCUUGAAGAGAACUGUCUAGAACUAAGUGUACUUCCUCAGAGUAUUCUUAGUGAUUCUCAGAUCUCUCUAAUUGCUGUAGAGGGUAAUCUUUUUGAGAUCAAGAAACUCCGAGAAUUGGAUGGAUAUGACAAGUAUAUGGAGAGAUUCACAGCUACAAAGAAAAAAUUUGCCUGAACUACUGUGCCAGUUUUAUCUCAUGAAUGAAAAGGCAACAAGAAAUGUCACUGAUGUGUGGAUCCAAAAUGCAACAAGCCUGUUGGGAGAAUGACAUUCAAGACUUUAUAUAAAGUCAUAAAAGAACAGUGGCCUCUUGGUUUCAAAAUGCCUUGAUAUCUUAGAUCUCACAAAAUGAAUCCAAGAAUUGGUAGCCUUGAUAUAAUGCUUAGCAUCCACUUGUUAAGUCUCCAUCUACAAGGAUUAAGAAGAAAAUUUCAAAAUGACCUGAGAUGAAGCGGCUUUAUGACAGUUCCUGACAACUUCAUACAUAGGAGGCAAGGCAGAUGGAAUAAUGAGCUAUGUGUAUAGGCUCAUCUGCCAGGAGGCUCACUAAUUCAAUAUAGAUUAACUCCACAAUGCAAAGUCCAUCUCUUAGCUUUAAAUAUUUUACAGUGUAUGUAGGGCUGGCCAUUUGAAAAAUUACAGACAAUAGAAGCACAAAUUAUGAAUGAGCAGAUAGUGGCUUAAUAUACCUAAUUAAAAAUAGUCCUAUAUUCACAUCACAAUCAUAUUCUCUAGAUAGUUUGUCUUCCACUUGCUAGUCAAAUAGUUCACCUUAGUGUGCUAAACUGAUGGCUUGCAUAAUAGGAUACUGUUUGCAUUUGAAUCUUCAUGGGAGUAAAAAACUCCAUUGUUUGGGGGAGGUGUUGAUCACUGAAUUGAUGCCUUAUGCAAAGCACCCAUGAGUAUUUAAAAUAUGCAACCUUGGAAUAAUUUACAUGCUUUUUACAAAAGACCAUACCUCCACAACUUUCUUAAACUUUUUAGCACCUUUUGACAAAAUAAGCUGAAAUAUAUUCUUAUGUAAUAGGAAUGGCAAACAUAUGCAGCUGAAGCUUUCUGUAAAAUGUACUGUUCGUGUAAAUGAAAUUUAAAUUAAAAGCAACUCUAUAACCCUAGGAAAUGAUCAUAAAUGAAAAUGAUUGGAUGUUUUGACUUCCGGUUUAUGUUACGGGAUAGGAUGCAGGAAGGCAGGGCUCUACCUUCCGCACCCAAUUUCGCCCUGCUGGGGGCCCUAAAAAGGGCCUAAAAUCGUCCCGAAGAGGCAAUGAAGAGGUGGGGUGUCUUGUUGAUUACAGAGAGAUGGUGGUCUUUCCGUUUGAUCCAAGGAAAGCCCUCCAAAUCGGCAAGGGAAAGACCGGCUACAUUCCUGUGGCUGGCUAUUAGCUGCUGACCACCGAAGAAGGGAAAAGCACUACUUAAUAUAUCAUAAACAGCAUGUUUGGAACUGGGUGAGAAUACUGAUCUUUUGUUUACUCUUUUACAACUGAACUUCCUGGGAAAAGCUCCCAAGAAGCUAAAAACCUCCAAAUGUAAAUGGAAGCGGCGUUUUAAUUUUAUUGGGGGCAGAAACAUACAAUAUUGAUGUGGAAAUAACAUAAAGCUACAGUUUUGAGAACUGAGACAAUACUUAAGAUUUUCUCUUUGAAAAAAAAUUUGAAGUGAAAUAUAAGAAAUCAAUCCUUUAUUUUAAGAGUGGAAAUGGAUUUUGAAUGACAUCUAGUGAUGGAUUUGUGUAUAGCACCAUAAUUUGCUUCCUGGAUGCUUGGGAGAACAGCUGGCAAUAAAGGAAAAUACUUUGGCAUACUGUCAGGUUCCCAAAGAAAUUGUCUUUUCAUGUUAUUUUAUUUUCUGUAGCUUUUCUUUGUGGCCUGCCGUUCUGUUGGGAGGGGAGAGCUUUUGGGAAUGCUUUGCACUGUCUGCUAUGAUGUCCUUCCUCCAGGGGAUGGAAUGUCUCACCCUUAUCUGAGAGACAGUUUGCACUUGGAGCCAGAAGAAAUCGAAAGUUAGAAAGAUCUUGAGGAGCCUGCCAAAAGGACCGAUUACCAAAACAUGAUGCCAGCUGUGGAUUGGUUGGGAUUCAAAUGAACACUGGGACUCUGGGGGGAGGGGUAAUAUUAAAUGCUACUUUUAAUAUAUUGCUUUGCGGGUUUUUCUCUCAGAUCUCGCCUUGAUUCCCUGCUAUCACUAGCCCCCAAUAAAAGUUCUUUUUGAGACAA
Molecule: messenger RNA, 2986 nt
Organism: Crotalus tigris (Tiger rattlesnake)
Lineage: Eukaryota; Metazoa; Chordata; Lepidosauria; Squamata; Viperidae
Gene: LRRC57
Product: leucine rich repeat containing 57
Exons: 6
Coding region: 228-944 (238 amino acids)
Molecular function (GO): protein binding
Source: RefSeq, a predicted model, not a curated record